Molecule: messenger RNA, 6505 nt
Organism: Cyprinus carpio (common carp)
Lineage: Eukaryota; Metazoa; Chordata; Actinopteri; Cypriniformes; Cyprinidae
Gene: kcnh2b
Product: potassium voltage-gated channel, subfamily H (eag-related), member 2b
Exons: 16
Coding region: 1352-4945 (1197 amino acids)
Biological process (GO): regulation of heart rate by cardiac conduction; membrane repolarization during action potential; regulation of ventricular cardiac muscle cell membrane repolarization
Cellular component (GO): membrane
Molecular function (GO): inward rectifier potassium channel activity
Source: RefSeq, a predicted model, not a curated record
UGUGGAGGAGGCUGGAAGAUCUCACUGCUGGGAUGCUUCAAAGACAGUUUGCCUAAAUAUGGGUAAAAAGCGCCGCGCCCCCUUGUGAAGCCCAUCUCGCGCACCCAAACAAAUCACACGAAGAGAGAUUUCGCUUAGAAUGUAGAACUCCACUGUUUUGGCCCAUCGCGCUAAUUGGAAAGAAGUUGCGAAAUCGAUGUUAUUGCACUAAAAACCUCCGCAUAGUACCGCCGUUAUGUCCACGAGGAGCGCCUUUUGUCUGCACGCGCGUGACGGCGCAGGGAAACCCCACGUCCGCCGCGCGUGCAUCGCCGGUGACGUAUCAUGUACAGUGUGAGAGCGACUCCGCCGAAGGUGGAAAACAAAGCGCAGAAAUCUCAACCGUCAGGUGAGUCAGGAGAUCGCGCGUGGAGUCCGCGUCGCUCUUGACGCUCGCGUGAAGUAUCCCAGUUUACCUUUCAUCUGCGACCCGUGAUUUCUGGCCACUUCCACAAAAGCCCAGGGCAUGACGACAUCAAGGGCUCGACACCUGCGAAAGGAGCCGAAAGGCACGGAUUGAAAUGAACUACAUGCCUAUUUAUGAUUUCUACAAUCGUUGUUUAUCUGUAGUUUUGCGCUUUUGAAAUACCGCUUUUCAUAUAUAAAUAUAUAUAUAACUGCGUAUAUCGCUUUUCUGUACGUUACUAUAAUCCUAUUCAGAACAUUAGCGUUAAUGAAGUUUAGCGAUAUUUGUAAUUAAAUAGCCUAGAUGCAGACAUCACGCUUCCUAUUCAGAACAGUAGCUUAAUUAUUUAAGUUUAGCGAUAUUUUUAAUUACAUGGACGGAGGCAUCGCGCUUCCUAUUCGGAGCAGUAACGUUAAUUGUUUAAGUUUAGCGUUAUUUGUAGGCUAGUUUAACAGACGCUCGUUGUUGUUGGUCGCCAUCGAAACGGGAGGAGCGCGGGACCUCAGGAGCGUCAGAUGAAUCGCGUCUCUUUUUUCCGAAGCGCUUUUUUUUCACCGAAUGAAAACUGAGAAGAGCGCUUUAAUUGGACAAAGGGAUACCCGAGGACUCGUCUGCGGUAAAAUCAGGCUAUGUUACCUCGCGAGCGCGUUCCGGUCGUCCCACAUGUCACGAGCUAAAUUAGUCUGGCGUCACUUUACCGGACCUGGGGUCGUUUUUGAGGAACUGCCCGACAUAAACAAGCCCCCAUUCGCGUCUGGAAACCGGAAACUGCUGUUUGGAUAAGCGAGCGUUGAGCGCUGCUGAUGAAGUUGUCGCUGCGCGGAGCCUCGCGUGCCCAGGGCGCGAAGAGAGUGGCGCGAAGGUCAGCUUGAGCUCGAGACACUCCGCUGGACUGCGCGCGGGAGGAUGCCGGUUCGACGGGGGCACGUCGCGCCGCAAAACACUUUCCUCGACACAAUCAUCAGGAAAUUCGAAAGUAAAAGUAGAAAGUUCAUCAUAGCCAAUGCGCGGGUGGAGAACUGCGCCAUCAUCUUCUGUAACGAUGGCUUCUGUCACAUGUGCGGCUACACGAGGGCUGAAAUCAUGCAAAAGCCCUGCACCUGCAACUUCCUGUACGGCCCACACACCAAGAGGCUGGCCAUCGCGCAGAUGGCACAAGCGCUGCUGGGGUCAGAAGAGAGGAAGGUGGAGAUAGCGCUCUACAGGAAGGACGGUGUGUGUUUCCUGUGUUUGGUGGACGUGGUUCCUGUGAAGAAUGAAGAUGGCGUGGUGAUCAUGUUUAUUCUGAAUUUCGAGGUCAUGCCAGACGAUAAACUGCACGACCCGCAGGAUCUCAAUCAUAAGCUGCCUGUGCUGUGGCGCCAUUCAAAUCGAGCUCGUGGCAUCCGUUUACGUCUGCCGCUCCUGAACUCCAGGAAUAACAGUAAAUCUUCUCUGCGGGAGGAUCCGGAGGCCGGACGAGGAACGUGUUUCCCCAGCAGCUCCCGUCCACAAAGCCACGAAUCCCUGGCUCUGGGUGAGCUGCUGUCCCUCCCUGAACACGAGCCGCCCCGUCUGACCACCGCUGCGACCACACCAUCCUCGCUGCUGCCCGAAGACCAGUGCAACCUCCUGAGCAGUGACCCCUCGUCCCCUCCUCCGGCCCCGCCGCACCCCACCGCGCUGCCCCUGGGGCACUCCUCUCCCCGACCGCAGCGGCUCAAUCCGGACGCCUCCGUGUCCAACUGCAGCCUGACCAACAGCCGCUCGCGAGAGAGCUUUCACAGCAUGCGCCGCGCAUCCUCAGUGGACGAUAUCGAGGCCAUGCGGCCCGAAUGGGACAGGAAGCACCGCGCUCGACCCAGCGGCAGCACAGGUGCCAUGAACAACAAAUCCAACAUCCUGAACUCUACCUCUGAUUCGGAUCUGAUGCGUUACCGCGCCAUCAGUAAAAUCCCACAGAUCACGCUCAACUUUGUGGACUUUAAACCGGACCCUCUCAUCGCCCUCCCGGCCGGAGAAAUGGACAUCAUCGCGCCCUGCAAACUCAUCGACCGCACGCACAACGUGACAGAGAAAGUCACUCAGAUCUUCCAUCACUAUCCACUACAAAUCAAGGAAAUUAAUGUGCUGUCGCUGGGUGCUGACGUUCUGCCGGAGUACAAGCUCCAGACGCCGCGCAUCCACAAGUGGACAGUUCUGCACUACAGUCCGUUCAAGGCGGUGUGGGACUGGCUGAUCCUGCUGCUGGUGAUCUACACGGCCAUCCUCACCCCGUACUCCGCCGCCUUCCUGCUCAACGGUGACCAGGACAUCUCCGGGCAGAACUGCACCUACUCCUGCAGCCCGCUCAACGUGGUGGACCUCAUCGUGGACAUCAUGUUCAUCAUCGACAUCAUCAUCAACUUCCGCACCACCUACGUCAACGCCAACGACGAGGUGGUCAGCCACCCGCUGCGCAUCGCCGUGCAUUACUUCAAAGGCUGGUUCCUCAUCGACAUGGUGGCUGCCAUUCCCUUCGACCUGCUCAUAGACCGCACCGGGGAGGAGAUGAGUGCAGAGCCAACUCAGCAGACCACCCUGAUUGGGCUGCUCAAGACGGCACGUCUUCUGCGUCUGGUGCGAGUGGCACGUAAACUGGACCGUUACUCUGAGUACGGCGCCGCUGUCCUCUUCCUGCUCAUGUGCACGUUCGCUCUGAUCGCUCAUUGGCUGGCCUGUAUCUGGUUCGCCAUCGGGAACGUGGAGCAGAACCGCUCCAUCGGCUGGCUGCAUGCGCUCGGCGUGGAUCUGGGCAAACCACACAACAGCAGCAUCAGGGGAUCGGGACCCAGCAUCAAGGACAAAUACGUGACCGCUUUAUACUUCACCUUCAGCAGCCUGACCAGCGUGGGCUUCGGGAAAGCGGUGUCGCCCAACACCAACUCAGAGAAGAUCUUCUCCAUCUGCGUCAUGCUGAUCGGAUCGCUCAUGUACGCCAGUAUCUUCGGGAACGUGUCAGCCAUCAUCCAGCGGCUGUACUCCGGAACGGCUCGUUAUCACACUCAGAUGCUGCGGGUGAGAGAGUUCAUCCGCUUCCAUCAGAUUCCCAACCCGCUGCGCCAGAGACUGGAGGAGUAUUUCCAGCACGCCUGGUCCUACACCAACGGCAUCGACAUGAACGCCGUGCUGAAGGGUUUCCCGGAGUGUCUGCAGGCUGAUAUCUGUCUGCAUCUGAACCGAACUCUCCUGCAGAACUGUAAAGCAUUCAAGGGCUCCAGCAAAGGGUGUCUGCGGGCGCUGGCCAUGAAGUUCAAGACCACUCACGCCCCGCCGGGAGACACGCUGGUGCACGCCGGAGACGUCCUGACCGCGCUCUACUUCAUCUCCCGCGGCUCCAUCGAGAUCUUACGAGGAGAUGUUGUUGUGGCCAUCUUGGGGAAGAACGAUAUAUUUGGUGAGCCCAUCAACCUGUACGCACGGCCCGGGAAAUCUAACGCAGAUGUGAGGGCGCUGACGUACUGCGACCUGCACAAGAUCCACAGAGACGACGUGCUGGAGGUGCUGGACAUGUACCCGGAGUUCUCCGACCACUUCUGGAGCAACCUGGAGAUCACCUUUAACCUCAGAGACACAAACAUGAUUCCUGGAUCUCCCAGCAGCGAUGAUUCAGACUGCGCCGGCUUCAACAAACUGCGGAGGAGAAAGCUUUCAUUCCGACGACGGACAGAAAAAGAUGAUGCCGAUGCUGGAGAGAUCAAGAAGAAUCAGAAACCCGUCCGGAGAGGCAGAAAACAAGCAGCCAGUAACAAGAACGAACUCAAACCGGGGUGGGAGGAGCCUCGCAACUCCAGCGGCGAUGAGGGGGAGGAGCCUGUGCACACAUGCCCCACCCCUCCCACCACGCUCAUGGAUGUGACUGAGGGAGAGGGCGAUCCCAAAACAGGAAACACCUGCAACGCCCUAUCAGGUGCAUUCUCAGGUGUGUCUAAUAUCUUCAGUUUUUGGGGUGACAGUCGGGGGAGGCAGUAUCAGGAGGUGCCCCGCUGCAAUCUCCCGUCGCCCUCGACGCAUCCCAGCACCCCCCUGCGCAGCAUCAGCCGCCAGCAGCGCAGCCAGAUGGAGAGCAGACUGGAGCUGCUGCAGAAACAGCUCAACAGACUGGAGAGUCGCAUGUCGACGGAUAUCGGUGCGAUCAUGCAGCUCCUGCAGAGGCAGAUGAUGCUGGUUCCUCCGUCCUACAGCAGCGUUUCCUCCCCGCCGCAGGCGUCCAUGUUCCCCGAGAUCCUCGUGCAGCCCGUCACACCGCUGGAGUCCAGGACACCGGCUUCUCUCUCACAGUCCUGUGAGUUUCUCAGCAGCUCCGCGGAGCUCCAUCCAGCGGUCAGCGCCGCUCCUCGACCCGGAUUCUCCAGCCUCGGGGCCCGACUGGAGCUGGAGCCCGACCCCGACAUCCACCGGCGCUUCUCCCUACAGGAGCCGCACACGUCACUGAGCUCAUCACAGACGACACAGAAACACGGCUCAGACCCCGAGAGCUAGAGACCACCGCCGGACCACAGGAGAACAAACCGAACUCGAACCUGGCUGCGGAGGUUCAGAGAUUCACUGGAGGCGGUUUUACUCGUCUUCACUGGAUAUCCCUAAACGAAUAAUGAUUUCAAGUAGCCAUUAUGUCUUGCACUGAAUUUUCCAGACUCUCUCGAUCUUUCUCUUCACGUCUGCGGCGCUUCCAGAACUGACUGAACUCGUUAGUGUUAGCUGGCCUAACAGAAGAAACCCCUUCUAAUAAUAACAACCUGUGUGUGUGUGUCCUGUCAUUGCCUUCAUUUCCUGUGCGUCGAUGAAGGAGGCGGAGCCUCAGGCCCCGCCCAAGCACACUGGAUUGGCUGGAUGAGGUGAUUGGCGGGUUUUUAAAGCUAUGCCGUUACUGAUGAAGCAUAUCAUGUGUUGGGACACUGAAUGAACAAUAUGCAAAGAGCUGAUGGCGCGUCACGUCCCGCUUGGCUUCCGUUUGUUUGUUUUUCAGCUUUUCUUUCAACUCGACGUGAUUUUUGUAGUUAGAACGCAUUAGCUUUAGCAAUACCGAAUCCUUUAAACCACAAACGAAACCAAAUAUUGAAGAUUGGGUUGGACCAAAUGUUUUUGGCUGGGUUUUCCUCAUCGUCUGUGGUGUUUACGGCCUGCAGCCACAGUCACGUGAUUAUUAAUUAUGAUUUGGUACAUUUAUGAGCUCUUGAACUCGACAGUGAAUUGGUUUUGGUUUUCCACUGACGUGUGGACCAAUGCAGAAAUUAACUUUCUAUAAGCUCUUAAGCAUGCGAUAAUAAACACUUUUAAUAUUUAGCCGUUUAUUUCAUAUCAGACUUACCGUUAUUAUAUUUAAAUGACUAUAAUAUAAAAUAUACAUUUUUUCUGGAGGAAGGAAGACAUGUUAGCAUGAGAACGUGUUGUGCAUCAGCAUCCGUACGUGAAUCAUGACCACGAUUGUAUCGUUCUCUAGGCUUGAAUUUAGAGGUUUUUAAUUGUGAUUUAUGUUUUGUUGACACCAAAUAUUAUAUCUAAUUUGGAUUAAACUGGUAAACUCAAGGCAAAGACGGUCGAUUUCACCGCGUCUGAUCAAACGUGUGUCUGUGUCAAUGUGAAAGGACUGUUCAACACUACUGCAUUAAUUAAUUAACAAUCGUCACGUUUACUUGCAUUAGUGCAGGAGUUUGCACAUAUUUAUCUAGUUCAUAUUUGUUAUUCAUUUUAUUAUUAUUAUUAUUGUCUAUAAUUCUGUGCACCAUCACAUACGGGUGAAUCUCACAAUUACACAUCAGGUCAAAUUUUGCCCCAAUAUCAAAAGCAAAGCGACAAAACGAUAUACUGGCAUAAAGACAACAAAAUCUGUUUUUAGGAUUUUUAAUAUUCUCAGUGAUGAUAUUCUUUAGAUUGCUAUUAAUUAUUGCAAUUUUUAAACCAUCAUAAAUUAAAGCCAACAAAUACUUUUUUAAUGAAUAAAUAUUUAGAAAUUUAAAAAAAAAGAAAAACCGAUCCUAAAUGAAAUAAAUAAUAUCUAUCUAUCUGAAUAUCUGUCUAUUUCCAUAAAUUAUUUAUUUA